Molecule: messenger RNA, 7031 nt
Organism: Callorhinchus milii (elephant shark)
Lineage: Eukaryota; Metazoa; Chordata; Chondrichthyes; Chimaeriformes; Callorhinchidae
Gene: ddx6
Product: DEAD (Asp-Glu-Ala-Asp) box helicase 6
Exons: 15
Coding region: 427-1923 (498 amino acids)
Biological process (GO): cytoplasmic stress granule assembly; P-body assembly
Cellular component (GO): cytoplasmic stress granule; P-body
Molecular function (GO): ATP binding; RNA helicase activity; mRNA binding
Source: RefSeq, a predicted model, not a curated record
UAUAACCGAGUGGAUUUCUCGGGCCUUUUCGGCGGUGACGUCGUGUGUCUGAGCGGCCAUAUUGGGAUCGGGCAGAGCCGAGAGAGAAACAAGAAGAGGAAUUAAAGAGGAGAAUCGGUUGGCAUCGCAGCCAUCGCGGGUUGAAUUGAAUACAGGUUGAAUUGAAUACGCACAAGAUCUUUAUGAAAAGGAGGAUUUAUAUGAAAAAAAUUGUCUAAGCAUCAGUGCAAGCGACCGCUUGACUUUUUAAAAGACUCGUACGAGUACUUGCCUUGAUUGCAACAGAGGACUCGUAUAUAUUGAGCAGACUUAUUAUCUCUUCAUUUGAAGAGGUUUAGACUAUUACAGUUUCUGUAUGAACAUUGGGCUGUAAACUGAAACCACAUAUAUAUAUAUUAUAUAGAUAUAUAUAUAAAAAUACACAGAAUGACCACAGCCAGGACGGAGAAUCCCAUUAUUAUGGGUUUGUCUACUCAGAAUGGGCAGUUGAGAGGUCCAUUGAAGCCCAGCACUGGACCAGGAGGAAUGCCACCACAGCAAACUACACAGACCAACCAACAGCUCCAGCAGCUAAAACAUGCCAGCACACUGAAUGGCACUCAGCAGCAAGCGCACACAACCAGCACCACCAUCAAACCAGGUGAUGACUGGAAGAAAAGCUUAAAAUUACCUCCAAAAGACAGGAGGAUGAAAACUUCGGAUGUAACCGCCACAAAAGGAAAUGAAUUUGAAGAUUACUGUUUGAAGCGUGAGCUGCUAAUGGGCAUUUUUGAAAUGGGCUGGGAAAAACCGUCUCCAAUCCAGGAGGAGAGUAUUCCUAUUGCAUUGUCUGGCAGAGACAUAUUGGCCAGAGCCAAAAACGGAACAGGUAAAAGUGGAGCCUACCUCAUUCCAUUACUUGAACGGCUGGACCUGAAGAGAGACUGUAUUCAAGCUAUGGUGAUCGUGCCGACCCGAGAGCUGGCACUGCAGGUCAGUCAGAUCUGUAUCCAGGUCAGCAAGCACAUGGGAGGAGUGAAAGUCAUGGCUACCACAGGAGGAACCAAUCUCCGAGAUGACAUCAUGAGGCUUGAUGAAACAGUCCAUGUGAUCAUUGCAACACCUGGAAGAAUCUUGGAUUUGAUCAAGAAAGGCCUGGCGAAAGUUGACAACAUACAGAUGAUUGUUUUAGAUGAGGCAGAUAAACUGCUUUCACAGGACUUUGUGCAGAUGAUGGAAGAUAUAAUCUCUACAUUACCAAGAAACCGGCAGAUCCUGCUUUACUCUGCCACUUUCCCACUCAGUGUACAGAAAUUCAUGAUGAUGCAAGACUGCUUAGCUGAGAGAGUGCCAAAUAAUUCACAUUUGCAGAAACCGUACGAGAUUAACCUGAUGGAGGAGCUGACACUGAAAGGAGUAACCCAGUACUAUGCCUAUGUGACAGAACGGCAGAAAGUCCACUGCCUCAACACGCUCUUCUCUAGGCUCCAGAUUAACCAGUCGAUUAUAUUCUGCAAUUCCUCCCAGCGAGUGGAAUUGCUUGCCAAGAAGAUAUCCCAGCUGGGUUACUCCUGUUUCUACAUUCAUGCUAAAAUGAGGCAGGAACAUCGCAACCGUGUGUUCCAUGAUUUUAGAAAUGGAAUGUGUCGCAAUUUAGUUUGCACUGAUCUGUUCACUCGUGGUAUUGAUAUCCAAGCUGUGAAUGUUGUAAUAAACUUUGACUUCCCAAAGAUUGCAGAGACCUAUCUACAUCGCAUUGGCAGAUCAGGAAGAUUUGGUCAUCUGGGCCUGGCAAUCAAUCUCAUCACAUAUGAUGACCGCUUUAAUCUGAAGGCCAUAGAGGAGCAGCUAGGAACGGAGAUCAAACCAAUCCCUGGCAGUAUUGACAAGAGCCUGUAUGUUGCAGAAUACCACAGUGAGCCGGAUGGUGAGGACAAACAGUAGUACUGCAAACAAAUUUGGCACCGACCGAUCACCGAAUACAGAAACUGAAGUUUUUUUUUGUCUGUUCUGGAACACAUCACUUCUUGGGGAUACCCUUCUCUUUUCAUCUAAGACAGUACCAAACUUCAUAUUUUUUUCCCCCCUUAUUUGAUGACACAAAGUGUAGUUCCCUGACUUUUGUGAAGGACCAUUUCUUCCUGAGCUCAAUGGUUUGCACUGUGUGCAGGGAGUGGACAUCUAUUGCACUAACUGGCACGGGGAUCUAGACUAAGCAGCACUGAAGAGCUGGACUAAACAGUGGACAGCACACUUUGUUAACUCCUUCUUUUCUCUUCCCUCCCCUCCCUUUUCUCCUUUUGCUUUUUUGCUGACCAGCCACUGACCAGCAUAUUCAUCUGAUGAUUUCUCAACUUCUCCAGCAAACUCAUCAAUCUUGGAUCUACCAAGUUUUUUAUGGUAUUCGUAUAAAGUGCCUUACAGUGAUGCAGGACCAUAUGAAUACCGCCCCUAGAUUAUAGCCACAUUAUUUUGGAGGGGGGAAGAGUUAUGUAAAUUCAUUUGUCAUUGGUUUCCAUUGGGAAGAGUAAAAUGGUAUAUGGAAAAGGGGAAGAAUCUUCAACCGUUUUUAGAUAUUUUUAAUUUUUGAAAGCGGCUAUUUUUCUUGGAGAAGUUGAAGGAGAAGUCCGGAUGAAAUGUACUCUUGAUGUUGUAUAUAUGUUAGAUAUGACUGGGUUUAAAAAAAUUUUUUUUUUUUUUUGCAGCAUUUGCGUUCCAGAAGGAAAGCUUGCAUUUUAUUUUAAACUUUUUUUCUCUCCUCUUCGUGGUGGUCGUUAAGAAAAUUCCCAGCACGACCCUAGCAGAACACUAAGAAACGCCUCUUAGACUCGAAUGUAGACUGUUCUGCAGCACCUACACUCAGACUCUGGGGAACUUCUAAAAUGGGCGUCCAUUUUCCUUCUGUGAGCGAGGUGAAGUGUGUCCCACGGAAUUUUUGAUGUGUAUACACCUGUAAACAUGUAAAUAGUUUUUUUCUAUCAUCUUGUUACCUUUGAUAAAAAAAAAAUGGUUACUUGGGCUGGGAGGGGAUGGGUAGGAUGUUGCUGUAUAGCUAAAGCUGUGAGGGGCACUGUUGCAUGCAACAUCAGCAACCUAAAACCAACUGUGUUAUAGUGUGAAGCAAUCCUAUAGCUGAUAGCAACCUUAAAAUGACAGCUGUUAUAUAAAUGGCAACUUUAUACAUUCCUGCAUCAAAGGGUUAGGAUACAAUGGUCCCCAUAACACUGCCAGGUGUUUGGUGUUAAAAUACCACAAUUAACAAAGGAUUCUUUCACCCCCCUGACCCCCCCCCCCCAAGAGAAAUGGUUGAGCCUUGGAACACUUCAUUGGCUUCAUAGUGCUUACUUCAUGUGAAGUAGGUGAAAUAUCCCAAAUGAACUGAUGGAUUUUGUAAGAACAGCAGCUGGGUAUCAUUUGCUCCCAUCGACAAUGGUAAAUGGUGAAAUCUGUUCAAAUGCAGUGACCCGUUAAACAAUGGCAGCUGCAUUCAACCAUGGCUGCCACUCAUUUCUCUUCCUUCGACCUUUUAAUCCCUUCACCUGAUCUUCAUUGUGAUUACUGCACUUGGUGAUCUACACUGCAUUUAAAGGCAACUUAGCUACACUUAAUUCUUUCGAUUAGGCUAUCUCGACCUUGUGGAAAAAAAACAUAGGCAACCUGAGCACUUUUAAAUUCAAUCCUCUCCACGUCACCUCCUGAAUCAAAGCUCAACUAUUAAGACUGAGGUAACUAUGAUUUUUGCCCAAAAUAUAACUUUAAAGAACUUUAAAAAGUUGGCUCUAUUUGUAAAUCUCUUAACUGAAUCUAAUUUGGCAUGUCUAUUCCAGCUAAACUGAUAACGUCAGUAUCCAUUGAGCAAGAGCUGCAGCCCUUGUUGCAGGGUGCCACGGUUCUUACUGUCCACGUACCUACAGGCUAACAUCGCUGUAGUAAAUCAGUGCCACUUUGACCCUCUUCAUUCGUGUUAAAAGUAGACUGAGUAAAAUUGGAGCAGCCUUUUGAGUCAUUUAUUGUACUUUUGUUAUUUUAAAAUAUUUUAACUCCUUAUACCACACACAUGCUUAACCAGUUCCAUGAUCACAUACACCAUAGUGUCACUAUAAUUUCAGAAUAGACUGAUACCAUCAUAUCUGCUUAUGAACCCUUUUAAGCAUUGCUAAUGGUAUGUCUAGUGAACAGAAAUCCUUUCUCGGCAGUCAUUGAUAAGAUGUGCAUUUGUUACAGCUUUACUUUUAGCAUAUCUACCUAAACAUGGUUUCUAUUCCAUCCUUUGUUAGGGUCCUUUUUUGUUUCUUAAUGGUCAACUUCUGUAUUAGGAAUUGUAGUAAAACCCAUUUUCUUUUCUACAGCUAUUCAAUAAUCAGCUGUAGGUGCCGUUGCUUGCAGCUGUGCCCCUCACAGUGUGCUGGUAGAUUGGCCUGAUGUACAGGCAGUGAGAAGGGAUGGGACAGAAAACUUGAUUGCUAAUAUCCUUCGGCCCCAGCAACUGCUGUCUCAGAGGCACCUGUACUUAAACCAACUCCAACUGUAGUCAUAAGCUGGACCUGGUUAUGAUCCAAGUGCAAAAUCGUGGCUGGAAGAAUCCAUUUUUAAGAGAAUAAUUUGCCAUUAAAGGAAAUUUCCACUCCCUUACCCGUUUAUAGGGACAGAGGAGCACACCCUGUAAUCUGGACAGUUGAUAAAGCUAUAGUGCUGAAAGCUUGAGUCUCCCUAUAGCUUUUAUUUAGUAGUGGUUAACACCUAAGAGUCCACAAGUUUUGGAGUUGGGUUUUUGGAGUGUUGGAUUCGCGAUUUGUUCAGUCUACUAAAAUACCUAUCCUUGGUUUUGUUAAUGUGGGGUCUGGACCAUCGACCCGUUGGAUUCUUCCACCCCUCAAAUUCCUUCCCAUUUUGAAGUGCACAUCGUUUUUUCUCGAGUAUUUAGGGAUGGGUUUGAGUAAAGAGUAUGAAUACUUCAGGUAGAGUGCAAUGGAAUCCGAUAUUCAAGGUGUUUGAAACCUCUUGUACUUACAAAGUGUGCAAUGAGCAUUUUGUGCAAUGUUUUGCCAAUAUUUGUUUUUAAUCAGGAUUUAUAGUCAUUUAAACUUGCACUUUUUGGGAGUAGAGUUCUGGGUGUGUUGCAGGUGCCUCUGUGAUAGAUUUCCAUUUUGUCUAAUGUGCAAAGAUUAUAGGGUUUACAAGAUUUAAAGUGCUGUAAUAUAAGUGUCAGUAGCAGAAAGCUGUGUUGAUGGACAGACGUGAGCAUGUGUGCCAGCUGCAUAAACACCUUCAGUUCUGCAGGUACUUCACUUAAUAGCAGCUAUUUGGGGAGGGGGGAGGGAGGGAAGGAAUUGACCAAACGUAGCAUAUUGCUCGUGUACUGCAGCUUUCUUCAUCUCUGGAUACCGAUGAAGGGAUCGUUCCAAGCAGAGUCACUUCUCGUCUUGUACAUAGAACCGAGGGCAGUGUGCACAUCAGACACAAAGCUUGUGUUGGACUUUGAAAGUACACACUGCCAUCAUUGACAAGCAAGCCUAGUGCCAUGGGUAACGAUCUCUGUCGAAGCACAGAUACAUUUGAAAAUAUGUAGUAUUAAUGCUUAGCCUCGCCUGUGUAAGGGUUGGCACUUAACUAGACUGUCUCCCAGUGGCUUCCCAUGUUGGCAGCUAUCUGGUGAGGGUAAGACAAUGCCGGAGUAUGCAAAUUGUUUUGGAUAGGGAAAGAUGCUUUCAGUUACCAGUGUUGAGGCAAAAUGUGUGCCCACAUUGUCUCAACAGUGGUUUUCUAAUUUAUAAAAGCCACUGAUGUAGGUAGGUAACAGCAGAUACCUACAUCAACCUGCUGUAAGAACUCUGUCAAUGUACAGUUCUAAAAAAGACAGAUCCUUAGUGAAGAGCAACUGACCUAACUCUGUUACUGAGGAACUACUUUUUACUGUAGGGCUUUUCCUACAAAAGGGUUGUUCUGUAAUCAUUCACAGUGCGUUCCACAACAGGUGACUGGCUUCUUUGAAUACAAUAGGGAGGGGGGGAGGGAAAACAAUUAUUUUUAAAGUACAGAAUGAGAUGAGCAUCUUUCCCUAGUUAGUUCUCCGCCAAAUUUUGUUUCGUGCAAUAGGUAAGACCUUGCUGGCUUGAAUCAUCCUCAGCCAAUGGUUGCACGCUCAGUGACCUAAUCAUCUCAUUCUAAGUUUUUUUGGGGUUUGUUUUUGGGGAUGGGUGGGAGGGUCUGCUGUUCAGAGGGCUGCAUCUACACUGAAAUUUUUUGUCCACAUGAGUUCAAAAUGGAUGUGUGCUCUGCCACUGUCCAAAGUAAAUUUUCAUAUGGUUAAGAUGACCAACAUGUCCAAUCCAGUGUUUUGUUGGGAUUAAAGGGCAUUUUGACUUUGGUAAAUUGGACCUUUUUAAUUAUUUUCCCCUUUUCAUUAACUUCUCAAGGCAAAAAUUAAGGGGGUGGGGGGAGAGAUCGCCACUUAUUGUGCAGAUGUAGCCCUCUGAUUUGGGGGGAGGGUGGGGUGGGGGGACAGGGUUGGGGGUUUAAAACUCAAAAGUUCAAAAUAACGCAAAAUGCAUAUGGAUCUCUACCAAAGGGUUGGGGUUUGGGCUUGAGUUUCAAAAAGACGAAGACAAAACUUGUCCCAUUUCAGUGUUCGAGUAAAAGACUAUGCCAUUACUAAAGCCGUUUUACCAAUUUGAACAAAAAUCCUUAAUUUGUCAUUCAAAACAAAUUGAGUGCAUUCUAAACCCAAUACAUUAGUUAUGGAUACUGAAACAUAUAGGACUGUUAAAUGGUAAUGCUUCCCUAAAGUAAACGUUGUUGCUUACAGAUAUGAAGACAAGCCUACUUAAAAAAAAAUCAAAUUUGGUUCCUUAUCGGUAAAAAUUGGCUCUGAAUAUUCCAGUGUACUAAACUUCUUUCAAACCAGAAUUUUUUUUUCCUUUAAGGCUGAUGCUAUGUGGUCUGGUUGUGAAAUGAUUUGGAUGCCUAUUCAGAAUGAGUUGUGAGAAGAUUGUUUAAAGAAAGCUACAGAAGUUGCAUUUUGUUCAUUUCAAUAAAAACUCACUGGAAUCUAA